GGGAACACCAGCCCCCAGCGCCUGGGGCUGUAUUUAGAGGGCACCCGGCAAACCCGGCGGCAGGGAGUCUGGGCGCUGGAUCCCUCCGGCCUGGGCACAGAACAGGCUCAGAAACUGAAAGCCGCUCCCUGGUGAAGGCGCCCUGGUACCAGCCAUGCCGAGAUGCAGCAUCUUCAUCCCGCUCCUCCUCUUUCUCCCUGGAGUCUCCCCCUACUGCUACACCGCCACGGCUGAGAAGUGCAGAGAGACGAUGCCCUCGAUGCCUUGGCACAGCCUGGUGGGGAAGGGCAUCGACAUCACCACGCUGGGCUGGACGGAGGCCUCCCUGCUGGACACCAGCCUGUGGCAGGGCCCUGAUGGCACCUGCACCCUGUGCCAGAGCCCGCGGCAGGACAGGAAGGUGCCGCUGGUCGUGGUGAACUGGAAGGAAAACGUUGCCUGCAAACAGGAGCUGAGAAGCUCGGUGGAGCAGUCGGCUGUGGCCGUGGCCCAGGCCGUGGCAUCGGCUGUGACCAACGACUGGAAGAAGGAGCUGGAUCUGAUGGAGGAGACAAAAGACCUGGCCCUGGGGGGGGCGCGAUCCCCGCUCGCCAGCUUCGCCUACGAGAAGGAGCAGCAGGACAAGUACAUGUUUGUGCUCAAUGAGGUGUCCUGUGUGUUUUACAGAUUUAGACUCGCACAUGACCCCCAGCUGACAUCGCAAUUCUCCCAGGCCCUGCGCCACCUUCCGCCCACCUACAGACCUGACACGUACCAGCCCUUCCUGGCCAGGUAUGGCACCCACUAUGCAUGGCUGCCUGUGCUGGGCGGGCGUGUGCGGCAGCUGACGGCCAUCCCGACCUGCCGGGCAGCGCUGGACGGGCUGACAGCCACUGAAAUCAGGGAGCAUCUGGACUCUGAAUUCCUGCAAGGCCUGGGCUUGCACACCCACAUGUCAACCAGCCAGGGCAGGCUGAGCUCCCAGGCUCCCUACCUGGAGAAGCGCAUCGAGGUGACGGGGGGUGACAGCCGCACCAACGCACAAUUCUCCGAAAAGCAAGACCCCACGACAUUCUCAGCCUGGAAGGAGAAUCUCAACGCCAGCCCCGGCCUGGUCUCCUACUCCCUCCUGCCCAUCCACACCCUGGUGGGGCCGGGAGACCCCCGGCAGGAGGUGCUGAGGCAGGCAGUGAAGGAGUACGUGGCUGAGCGGGGGCUGAGGAGGAGGUGCCCGCAGCACUGCCCAGAAGGCGGCUCCGUCGACUCCUGCAAAUGUCACUGCUCCAGCAACCCCAUCACCGACUCCACGUGCUGCCCCCUCCGGCGGGGCCUGGCCCGGCUCAGUGUCCACGUGCUGUGGGGCAGGGACCUGUGGGGGGACCACAUAACUGCCACCGAUGCCUACGUCAAGGUCUUCUUCCGAGGCCGGGAGCUGCAGACGGGCCACAUUGACAACAACAACAACCCGGAGUGGAAGAAAAACCUGGAAUUCGGGGUGGUGACGCUGCCAGUGGGGCCUGAACUGAAGGUGGAGGUGUGGGACAGCGACUCAGCACCAUGGCAGGACCACCUGCUGGGACAUUGCACAUCCUACCUCAAGGUCACCAAGACGCUCACACUCACCUGUAACCUUGACUAUGGCCAUGUGCUGUUUUCCUACUCGCUGGAGUGCGGGCCCCACCUGGGAGGGGACAGAUGCCAGGAGUACGUGCCUGUGAGGGGCUGAGGGAGAGAACCCAAGAGUCCUGGCCCCCAACCAGCCCCACAUCCCUCUAGCCCCCCGCUCCCUUGCCUGGGCUGG
This is a messenger RNA of Pelodiscus sinensis (Chinese soft-shelled turtle), 1780 nucleotides long. Lineage: Eukaryota; Metazoa; Chordata; Testudines; Trionychidae. The record is from RefSeq and is a predicted model, not a curated record.